AGCACGAAAGAGAGCCCCAGACAGUUUUGAACUUUUCAAAGACCGCUUUUGCUGUUAAGAAGUUUUGUUUAAAGCUAAGGAGCUAACCCACUCACCAAGAUGUGCAAAGGACUUGCAGCUUUGCCCCACUCAUGCCUGGAAAGGGCCAAGGAGAUUAAGAUCAAGUUGGGAAUUCUUCUCCAGAAGCCAGACUCAGCUGUUGACCUUGUCAUUCCGUAUAAUGAGAAGCAGGAGAAACCAGCCAAGACCCAGAAACCCUCGCUGGAUGAGGCUCUGCAGUGGCAAGAUUCCCUGGACAAGCUCCUGCAGAACAGCUAUGGGCUUGCCACUUUCAAAAGUUUCUUGAAGUCUGAAUUCAGUGAAGAAAAUCUUGAGUUUUGGAUUGCCUGUGAGGACUACAAGAAGAUCAAGUCCCCUGCCAAGAUGGCUGAGAAAGCAAAGGAAAUUUAUGAAGAAUUCAUCCAAUCAGAGGCUCCUAAAGAGGUGAAUAUUGAUUACUUCACUAAAGACAUCACAAUGAAGAACCUGGUGGAGCCUUCCUUAAGCAGUUUUGAUGUAGCCCAGAAGAGGAUCCACGCCCUGAUGGAAAAGGAUUCGCUGCCACGCUUUGUGCGCUCAGAAUUUUAUCAGGAGUUAGUCAAGUAAAAAAUAUGGCGAGGCUGUUAAGAUCAUCUUGGGAGUUAUAUCCUCCAUGACCACACUGCAUUUUUCCAAUAACCUAUAUAUCUUCACAUUGGGUUGCUCAAAAAUACUCAAACCUGGAAAAUCACAAGAAGUAUUGCAUGUGCUAUUUGCACACGUUGUUUUGGAUAUGGAUCUGCUGUCCUUCCCAGUGCUUUCCUUGUCUUUUCUUUGUGUCUCAUUCCUAAUAAAGCUCUAUCCAGCAAUUCUUUCGGCCUCAGUCAGAAUCAGAAUUCUGCCUAAGAAAAAAUUACAUAAGAAGAAGAUACGGCAUCAUCCAGUGUGGGUUUAGACAGACAAUGAUCACCACCUAAAUAAGUCUAAUAAAGAAUAUGGAUGUGUAAGACCAAUUUCAAAAGGGAGCUUAAGUGAUCUAGUGUAUUGCCUGGAUCUUGUUCAAGGAGACCACCUCUUAAUUACUUCUGAAUCUGGUUAGAAAAUACAUUAUUUAAAGAUUGAUCUUUCCCUUAAAGUAUCUUGCCAGUUACAAAUACUAUAGAGAUAUAAUAAAUAUAAUAUGUUUAUACAAAAGCAACCUGAAUACAACUCAUGUUAAUUCAUAAUUACCUCCUUCACUGUCUUCCCUGUAAACUUACCAAAUUCUGUUUUAAAUCUAUGACUUAAAAUCACCAGUGGACUAUCUACAAAUUUAUCUGUGUCCCUAGGUUAUAAGCCAAAAGUUUUAAUUUCAAGUAACUGAAACCCUUGUGAGGAUACAAUUAGCUCAAAAAUUUCUAGCUCCAGUCAUAUAAAUUAGAACUGUUGCCAUGCAUGAGUGAUUUCCCACCUCAAUAUCAAAAGGACAAUACACUAAAAAAGAAAAACAUUGUUAAAUUUAAAAUGGCUAAUUACCAAGAAAUAGAUGCCCUCUAUUUUUUGCAAAGAUAAUUUUCUUCAAAAAUAAAAUUAUAUUUAGAAAAAUUAAUGUGAUUCUGUGAAGGCUCUCUAUGUGAGACAGAAUUUUCAAAUACCCUGAAUUUUGUAAAAUAUUGUGAUUUUCUAGCAACCCAUAUUCCCACACUCUUGCUUCCUGCAAUAGUAGCCUAUAAUUAUAGUCAGAAGUUCAGAUUUAUAUUCCUGACAUGCCUCAUACACAACUAAUCUGUAGGUCGUGAUACUUUCAGUAGGUUUAAACUAAUUCUGUUUCAUUAUUACAAGUCCUGCUAGAAUCUUUCUGUUAUUUUUAAUAAAUUUAAUUAAAUAAUGACUCACAUAAGUUAGUAGUAAAUUGAAUGAAAUUGAAUCAUGUAUGAGGGUAGUAAGUUAAGGGAAUUGAGUGCAUUAAUAAGCAAGAAAGUGGCUUUUAGAAGAUUACUAAAACUCUGAAAUGUUUAAGUAGAGGGUUACAUCAUUUAGUCAUAUAGUUUCUACUUUUUUGCUCCUUUUUAUUUGCACACUUUUAGUAUGUAUGUAGCUCAUUCAGUUAUUUCCUAGCAGUAUUGUAAGUGAAACAGUUAUAUUACUCUGUUCUUUGGUAAACACUGACUGUGUGGCUGGUUUUCUUUUUUUAAAAAAAGGAUAACAUGUCUGAAUAGUCUGACAUUUCACAUUCUGAAAAUAGUGUAGAGUGACUGGGUCUCCAACAACUGAAAUUGGUAUAAAUUUCCUUCCUUCUCAUCCAUGUUGCCGACUUUCAAGAAACUCCUAGUGAGUCAGUCCACAACCAAGCGGGGUCAAUAUCGGAAACAUAAAAAAGUUCUUGUCCCACAUAUUUGUUCAAGACUGACAGAAGCUCAGAUCAAACAUUUCAGGUUGUCCUUCAGCACUCUCUUUCUUAACACCUGUCUGCCAACAAUCAGUCAGACAAGUGCCAGCCCUUGAUUUUCUCAUGCAGCUAGAAAUGUUAGAAACCAAAGAGUCUAGGUGAGUUAUUUCUUUCUUGAAUGCUAAACAUUUUGAGAAAAAAAGUAAUUAAAAUUUUAAUGUUGUAUUCAUAUUAUUUGAAAGACAAAAGUGUUUUAAAGUACCCAAAGAAUAAAUUAGAUAUCAGAGAUCUCAUCCAGGAGUUGCUGUUAGAAAGCCUUCCAGUGACCUUAUUCACCAACACAUUGCAUACCCCAUGCAUGUGGCUGGACUUGUCAGCACAGGGUGAGAAGGGCCUCAGCCUUGCAUCAGCUGACCCAGGGGGCAAAGGGCAUGAGAGGCACUGGAAGGGCCCUGUUGUAAAACCUGCAAAAAGAUGGAAAGAAGUAAUAUCCUCCAGCUAAAAGGUAACAUUAUUUCCAUAUAUCUAUCUAUAUCUAUAGAACUACAUGUAAUUUUACACUUAAAGUAUUUUAUAUAUAUACACACACAUAUAUUUGAAAUUAUUCUAACACGUAGAAAUAAAUUACAUAAAAGUGAUAUAGUGUUUCUGCCAAAAUGAGAAACCUAUUGCCCUAUUUUUUGUAAAACUUGUCAAAGAUUUUUUAAAGGUACAGGGAGAAAAGCCCUGUGUAAGUGGUACUUUCCAAGGUUACACCAAAAUUGUUUUUCUAGGUCUGUGAAAUUAGAAACAGAGGGAUGAUCUUUAUAGGGAAAAAUGUAUUACAUCUAUUUAUUAUCCCUUUUGCCAUCUCCUCUUUCCUCUACUUUCCCUUUCCUGGGACAGUAGGAAAUUUAAUGCAAAAGCCUGUGGUACUCAUAUUUUCUUUCCCUGUGGAAAUGGAACCAAAAUUGUAAGUGGAUUUGGAAGCAGGAAUUGUGGUGGAACUACGUUGUGGUCAGUGGAAGUAGGAGAGUAUGGACCUCGUUCUAGUAUUAGCCCAGGGGAUGCCAGUGACCUAAGAGUUUCUGCCUGGGUUUGAUACAAUUUGUGUUGGAUCAGACAAAGAUUUAAAUCAGACCAGGA
Octodon degus (degu) is the source of this 3511-nucleotide messenger RNA. RefSeq names its product regulator of G protein signaling 5 (gene Rgs5). The transcript has 5 exons. The record is from RefSeq and is a predicted model, not a curated record. NCBI's taxonomy places the organism in Eukaryota, Metazoa, Chordata, Mammalia, Rodentia, Octodontidae. Bases 100 to 645 code for a protein of 181 amino acids.